UCGUAAAGCAUUUUAACCUCAAAGUGGUGUUGGAGCUCUAACUGAAUCGACUGUUUCCCGCCACCGGUCGUUAAAGAGAGGAAGACUAGAGGGGCCUGGUGGAGAGAAUGACUACGAGAACGAAUUUCUAUAAGAAUCCUUCCUAUACUUACAACAAAGAUUUCAAACUCUCCUCCGUUCUUCAAAAUCUCAGAGCAUACAACGCCGCCACCGGGAACGCUCCUCCGGUCGAGGAACAGAUCCCCCAGGAUGAGAAAAAGUUGAGUCGUAAACGAGGUCCGGAUCGAACACGAAAGCCGAAUCGCAAUGAGGAAAAAAAAGAAGAAGAGAACGAAGGAACUAUUUCUCACCAGGCUUAUAUAGAGCAAAGAAGGAAAGAAGCAAGGUCGUCCCAAGGUUACCAGGAAUUGACUGCAGAUGUUUUUGUGGGAAGUUCGAGUUCCAGUUUUGUACCUUUGGUGCAGUACGAAAGUGAUGAAAGUGCUUCCUCGGUAGAACAUGAAGAGAAACAGGGCACAUUAAGUUCGGAUAAUAUAAAUGAUCGAGUUAAGGGGAGAAACGAGCAACGGUUUCCAGUUCCAGGUGAACCUGUUUGUGUUAUAUGUGGCAAAUAUGGAGAGUAUAUUUGUGAUGAGACUGGUGAUGAUAUCUGUAGUAUUGAUUGCAAAACUGAACUACUGAAACCUCAAAAUCUUGACCUCCCUCAGGAAGUCAAUAACAACCAGUGCUCUCUUGUCUGCUCAUCUGGACCAAAAGGUGCAUUCCAGAUGCCUGAGUUUGAGGAUGCUUGGGAUUACGAACAGCAUCGAUGGACCAAAAAGAGAUCCAGUUUAUGUACAUACGAAUGUUGGAAAUGUCAGAAGCCUGGCCACCUUCCAGAAGAUUGUUUGGUGAAAACAUGUUCUCCUCAUUUGCUUUCUUCAACUCAAACAUGCAGUCAGGCAUUGGAUGGGGGCCACAAUUCAACUUUCAUACCCAAAGAUCUUCUUGCUCUUUACCGAAGAUGCCAACAAAUAGGUAGGAAAUUGUCGAAUGUAAAAUGCAAUGUCUGCCGUUGCACAUCAAGUCUGGCAAUGUGCCUUGAUUGUAGUACAGUCCUUUGUGACAGUGCAGGUCAUCUGAAUGGGCAUAUUGCGGCACAGCCUUCUCAUCAACGAUAUUACUCUUACAAGCUUAACCGUUUGGUAAAAUGCUGUAAAUCAACAUGCAAUGUAAUUGACAUCAAGGAUCUUUUAGUUUGUCACUACUGCUUUGAUAAAGCAUUUGACAAAUUCUAUGACAUGUAUACUGCCACAUGGAAGGUAACUGGACUUUCAAUCAUUUGGGGUUCCAUUUGCUGCGAGGAUCACUUCACUUGGCACAGGAUGAAUUGUAUGAGUGCAGAUGUAGAGGAUAGUGCAUAUAUUAUUAGGAAGCAAGCACUGAGGGACAAGUGUGUUCAGCUCAGUGACUUUAUUUUCUAAUGAAGUUAUAGAGUCAGAUUUGGGGUUCCAUUUGCUGCAAUAAGCUUGUGUUAUAAGUUCCUACAUGCUGUAUUUUCUCCCACCAGAAAUUUUGAAGCGUCACAAAUUUGUCAUGGGUGGGAUGGUAAAAAGACCAGGACAUAUUGUUUAAAUGCAGACAUAAACAAGGCCUUAAUUACCAGGAGGCACACACCGGGAACAAGUUUGCUGAGCUUGGUAACUCAAUUUACUAAUGGGGUUGUGGGAGUAAUCAACUUCAUAAAAUUGUCCACCUCAUUUUGUCAACUCUAAUACAUUCCAUGCAAUGCUGUAGAAAAUUUUGCAUUUUCUCGUGCUUA
Messenger RNA from Telopea speciosissima, 1801 nucleotides. RefSeq lists its product as uncharacterized. The coding region runs from base 108 to 1463 and encodes 451 amino acids. Gene Ontology annotation, biological process: chromatin remodeling. Gene Ontology annotation, cellular component: Swr1 complex. Lineage: Eukaryota; Viridiplantae; Streptophyta; Magnoliopsida; Proteales; Proteaceae. Gene Ontology annotation, molecular function: nucleic acid binding; zinc ion binding; nucleosome binding. The transcript is spliced from 15 exons. The record is from RefSeq and is a predicted model, not a curated record.